This is a messenger RNA of Eriocheir sinensis (Chinese mitten crab), 967 nucleotides long. Its product is annotated as maleylacetoacetate isomerase-like. Lineage: Eukaryota; Metazoa; Arthropoda; Malacostraca; Decapoda; Varunidae. The record is from RefSeq and is a predicted model, not a curated record. The transcript has 9 exons. Gene Ontology annotation, biological process: glutathione metabolic process; L-phenylalanine catabolic process. Gene Ontology annotation, cellular component: mitochondrion; cytoplasm. The coding region runs from base 91 to 729 and encodes 212 amino acids. Gene Ontology annotation, molecular function: maleylacetoacetate isomerase activity; glutathione transferase activity.
GAAUAAAAACUAUGCUAGGAUUAUGUGAGCCAUCCUGGUCAUCACUACCCAGACCUGGACCAGAGCGCGAGGGUUCCCCACUUCCACGCCAUGGCAACAACGAAGCCCAUCCUGUACUCCUACUUCCGCAGCUCCUGUUCCUGGCGGGUCCGAAUAGUUUUGGCCCACAAGAACAUUGAUUAUGAGUACCGGCCAAUCCACCUGCUCAAUAAGGAACAGGUGAGUGAUGAGUACACCAAGCUGAAUCCCUUAGGUCAGGUCCCAGCAAUGAUCGUCGGUGACAAGACUCUAACCCAGUCGAUCAGCAUCAUGGAGUACCUGGAGGAGGCAUACCCUCAGAACCCUCUUCUGCCCAAGGAACCUCUGCUCAGGGCCAAGGUUCGUGAGAUCUGUGAGGUGAUUGGCUCAGGCAUCCAGCCCCUGCAGAACCUGUCAGUGUUGCAGAAGAUUGGGGAUGGAAAAAUGGACUGGGGCCAUUUUUAUAUAAAUAAAGGAUUCACUGCCCUGGAGCAGCUGCUGGCCGGCUGUGCAGGAAAGUACUCAGUGGGGGAUCAGCUGACACUCGCCGACUGCUGUCUUGUGCCUCAGGUUUACAACGCCAACAGGUUCAAGGUGGACAUGUCCCAGUUCCCCACCAUCAGCCGGAUCCAUGAGGCACUCGCUAGCCUGGAGUCUUUCAAGGCUGCCCAUCCGUCCACACAACCUGACUGCCCGGAGGACCUCAAAUAAUGGUGUAUUGUAAUGUGAAGAAUGGACUACUCGUAAGGACCAUACCACUCUGCCCCCUCCCUGGCUACAUUCCAAGACACUGAGUAUUAAGAAAUAAUGGUUGUGAAUAGCUGAAUAAAAUAAAGUGCAAUAUGCUUAGGAGAUCCAUUCCUGAGCCUAAAGGAUGAUUUGAGUAAUUUUUUACAUCCUAAUGAUAUUAAUGUUUAUACAGUUGAAAUAAUAAAUACCAUACUCCAUG